This is a messenger RNA of Opisthorchis viverrini, 597 nucleotides long. RefSeq lists its product as hypothetical. The transcript has 3 exons. The record is from RefSeq and is a predicted model, not a curated record. NCBI's taxonomy places the organism in Eukaryota, Metazoa, Platyhelminthes, Trematoda, Opisthorchiida, Opisthorchiidae. Bases 1 to 597 code for a protein of 198 amino acids.
AUGUGUUCUUUCUUACAGUUCCAAAUGAUGGAACCAGCAACUUCAUCGCAGCGACGGGAAAUUUCAUUCAACUGUAACACCCUUUCGGUGCUUAAAUGCCAUGCCACCAGAGGGAGGCGCGAGGGUUGGGAUACUGCCAAGUCGCCCAAGUCUAAACAGAAGUCGAGAGGCAGAGGUCGGUUUCCAAUCACGGACCUUCCAGUCGGUAAAUUCGCACUCCAACCACUGAUCCAUCCUAGAUGUAUCCGUUUUGAAGUUUGCCCAUCGAGCAAGGCCUUGCAUACAGCGGCCUGGGUACAGUUUAGCUUGUUUGUGUCCCAGUCUACAGCGUUCAUACGCGAUAAACUGCGGCUGCCAAAUCGGGUGGGAAAGAUGGGAGUAUGCCCGGAUAGACUAGUGAUUCACACAACUCGCCAGACACACCAAAUUGAGGUUAAAUACUACGCAAUAUGGUCCGAAUUAUUGCAGUCACAGAACAGAGCUCAUGAUCCUCCGGAUUUAAGACUUCCAGCGGCAAUUUGUUCAACGGUUGAGGACAUCGGCGUUGUACUUCGAUGGGGUAAUAAUCCACGUAGUAGCAAGCACCAUUCCAACUGA